Molecule: messenger RNA, 2409 nt
Organism: Closterium sp. NIES-65
Lineage: Eukaryota; Viridiplantae; Streptophyta; Zygnematophyceae; Desmidiales; Closteriaceae
Source: the annotation of a GenBank genome assembly
AUGGAAUCACUUGUGUCUACAUCGGUAGCACAAUUGGCACAAGCAGUAAAAACGCUGGUGCAGCAGAAGGAGGAAGCGAAGGACUGGGAGGCGCAGUUGAAGCAGAAGCAGGAGGAGCGAAAGCGCAAGGAGAAGAAGGAGGUUGAGGCCCACCUGCUCACGGUCAUCAAGGUGUCGCGAGACAAGGACCUGUGGGAGCAGAUUGGCAGCGACCGCUUCUUUGACCUUGUGGACCACGAGCGCGUGACGAGCUUCCGCGUGCCGAAACAGAUGUGCUUUGCGGACUUCCAGAGGGAGGUGGAGAGGAAGGUUGGCGUUCCAGUGGCAGGCCAGCGGUUUUGGCUGUGGGCGCGUCGGCAGAACCACACGUACCGCCCCAAGCAGCCGCUUAGUGCCGAAGAAGAGGGCAUGACGGUGCGACAGCUGAGGGACUCAGUGAGCAAGGCGCACCGCAAGGACCUGCGUGUGUUCCUAGAAGGCCCGCCAACUCCUCCUGUAGUGGCUCCGCUACAUGAGAGGGCCAAGGACGACAUUCUGCUCUUUCUCAAGUUCUACAACCCACUCACUGAGACGCUUAGGUACGUGGGUCGUCUCUUUGUGAAUCUUGGGCAGGCUCCUGCCGAUGUACGAGGGAAGAUCAACGAGAUGUGUGGCCUUGCUCCCACCGAUGACAUCCUGCUCUUUGAGGAGAUAAAGUAUGAGCCGAGUGUGAUGUGCGAGGCCAUGGACUGCACGGUCACAUUCAAAGGCGGGCAACUAGACGAUGGCGACAUUAUCUGUGUGCAGCGCGCCAAACAACUCGCCCAAGAGGGUGCGGUUGGGACUGCCGGCAGUGGUGGGAGUGCGGUGAGGGUGAGGUACCCUGACGUGCCGUCCUUUUUGGAGUAUGUGCGGAACCGGCAUGUGGUGCACUUCCGGCGGCUGGAGAAGCCCACAGAGGACGCUUUCUGCCUCGAGCUUGCCGUUGGGUCUCCCACUGACAUGGUGGUGAGCUCCAAAGAGCACACGUAUGACGACGUGGUGGCGAGGCUGGCAGAGGAGAUAGGCCUGGACAACCCUUCCAAGGUCCGACUCACCACGCACAACUGCUACUCGCAGAAGCCCAAGCCGCCGGCCAUCAAAUACCGAGGCGUGGACUGCCUGGCUGACAUGCUCGUGCACUACGACCAGUCGACAGAUAUCCUCUAUUUUGAUACGCUCGACAUCCCGCUGCCAGAACUGCAGCAGCUCAAGACUCUCAACAUCACGUUCCACAAUAGCAAGGCAGAAGAUGUGAGGGGAGGGAGGGUGGAACUGUGGCAUCCUAAGGCGAAUUUUCGGAUGCUGCAGGUGUUCAUCAACAAGAUCUUCCCUACACUCUAUACCAACCUUUCUGCCCUGCCCCUCCGUACCCCUCUGUCCCUGUCUGUGGAGCUGUCACACCCCAAGGCGGAGCUACGUUUGCUGCAGGUGUUCUUCAACAAGAUCUACAAGAUCUUUCCUCUUACUGAGCAGAUUGAGUACAUCAACGACCAGUACUGGGGCAUAAGGGCAGAGGAGCCUUCUGGUCCGUCUACUCAGCCUACUGAUCCGUCAGCCUCGACUCCGGAGGCGCAAUGGCUAGAGGAGGAUAGUGUACAUGUCGUUUUCAAGCACUUCAAGGUUCCCAUCCGCCCGUACGCCGUCGGGGCUGUCCGCGUUUACAAGUAUUGCGCCAUCGAGUUCAAGGGUGGUGCGUUUCGAUGCGCUCAGCAUCUCGCAAAAUGGAAGGGACAGAGAUCUCGCGACGUCCGCCGGUGCGGGAAGGUUCCGCCGGACGUGCGAGCGGCGGUGCGCGCGCAUUACGAGAAGAAGGCAUCCAACCGCGAUGGAAAAAGGCGGGCCGAGGAUGCUGCGCUCGACGCUGUGUGGGAGGUGCGAAGAAAGGCCGCAUCACCGACUUCAUUGGCGACGAGGCGAAAUGCAAGAAGGGGCAAGGCGGACAACUCCGUCUGCUUGUUCUUUGCCGGCUGUCGCAUUCCCGAACACCACGCCGACAACCCGUUGUGGCGCAACAUGGGCAGGGCCAUUAACAACGCACCUCACGGUUAUGUCGCGCCGCGGCAAAAACUACGUGGGAGGAGCUGGGCUGAAGCAAUGCCGCACGGGCAUCGAGAAGGGGCUUCAGCCAUCGCCGCGAGUUGGAAGAAGGAUGGCGUCACCGUCUCCUCCGACCUGAUGACCGAUCGGUGCGGGAGGCCGCAGGCGAACGUCAUGCUGGUCAACAAUUCGGGAGCGGUGUUUGUCGAGGCUAUCAACUGCAAUAUGGAGUCAAAAACCAGCGACUACAUCGCGUCCCUCUUCUGCCCCAUCAUCGAGAAAGUGGGGCCCGAAAACGUAGCCGCCCUUUGCAUGGACGGGGGCUCCAACUACGGGGCCGCCUGCAUGUAG